Messenger RNA from Symbiodinium natans, 756 nucleotides. The record is from the annotation of a GenBank genome assembly. Lineage: Eukaryota; Dinophyceae; Suessiales; Symbiodiniaceae.
AUGAGCCUGCGCAGCCACGUCCGAGCUGACAGUGCCGUGCUUGUGUGUGGCCUGCUUUGUUUGGGUUUGCGGUUUCUGGCGCUGGACAGCAGUUGCUCAGGACUGCUAUUGCUUCUGAGAAACCACCUUUGCAUUGGAUUUACAGCCUUGUUGGUCGAUUUGGCCUGCUUGGGCUUGACAGUGUCUUUACGCAGCUUUUCCUGCAUUGCCUUGACCGUGCUCAUCUCAGGCACCGCAUGCACCGGCCCUCUGUUGUUGCUGCGGAGCUUCUCCUGCCUUGACCCCGUGGCACCAGCCUCCAUGGCGAAUGGUCCCAGUUCCUCCAUGUUGUUGCAAGCCUUUGCUUGCUUGGGCUUGUUCGCUCCGUUCCUUGGAAAAGCCCAGCUCGAGUCAAUGGCGCCGACUGUUGACGUCUCACAGACCGAGCUAUCGGUUUCAGCACAAAGCUUCACUUACCUCGAGAUAGCAGCACUGGCACCAUCCUUUGCAAGACCGGGCCCGCCUCUGCCAACAAGAUCCCUCGCGUGCCUGGGCCUGUUGGUGUUGCCCGUUGGCAGCUUGCAGCUGCAGUCCGUUCUUACGCUCUCCAUAAUCGAUCACACACACCUUGAACCCCCGGUACUUGUACGCUCCUUCACAUGUGCGGGAUCAACUCUGUCAUCGCCGGAGCUUGGAGUUGCAGGUUCGCCGCUCCUGUGCCUUGGCCGCAUCCUGGAUGGCAUAGUGGAAAGAGUAGUAGGAGUAGUGGGAGGAUGA